Petromyzon marinus (sea lamprey) is the source of this 1814-nucleotide messenger RNA. Its product is annotated as arg8-vasotocin receptor. Gene Ontology annotation, biological process: G protein-coupled receptor signaling pathway; regulation of systemic arterial blood pressure by vasopressin; positive regulation of vasoconstriction. The record is from RefSeq and is a predicted model, not a curated record. Gene Ontology annotation, cellular component: plasma membrane. NCBI's taxonomy places the organism in Eukaryota, Metazoa, Chordata, Hyperoartia, Petromyzontiformes, Petromyzontidae. Gene Ontology annotation, molecular function: peptide binding; vasopressin receptor activity.
GAAGCUGUGCCGCUUUGCAGCGCCCCGCGCAAGCAGGAUCUGUUUUGAGAACGUCUUCAGUGUCACAAAAUGAAGAGCCCUCACGCAGCGACCAACGGCUUGUUUAUUCCUGUGGGGUGGUCGGGGUUGGGGUGGGCCCUGGGCAAAACUGUUGCGAGUCGGUGUUAACGGAACAUCGGUGUCUCUUAAAACCCACCCACCCCCGCCCGCCCGCCCGCCUGCCUGCCCCCGUCUCCACUAUCGCACGGAGCACAGCCGCUGCUGUUGGCGUGCGUCACAGCGCAACUGCGUCUCCCGGCACGCGCCGUCCAAAAGAAACCCCCUCCUCUUGGCUGGAGCCACGACUCGUCCGUCCGUGGCUCGAGGUUGAGAGUGGGUGGUGGUGGUGUUGGUUGGGAGAUUUGGUUCGGGGGCUGCUGUCGCGUACGAAAGGCGACGAUCGGGAUCCCGGCGGAGGAAAACUCACACGAGAGAGAGAGAAAGAGAGAAAGAGAGGAGCCGUGCGAGCUCACAAGAGUUUGGGACGCGUCGAUACCCCCGGGUACUGCGGGAGCUGUGUUUGUGUUAGCGGGAAGCACUCCCCCCCCCCCCCACCCCACCUCGGCCAUGAGUGCUGAAUACUCGGCUGCGUCCCACGCUUAAGCGGAUUUGAAGCGAAGGAGGGAUGGCCAACGGCACGGCGAAUGCAUCCGAGUCGACGCUGAGCCGCGACGAAGAUCUCGCCAAGGUGGAGAUCACGAUCCUCGCCAUCAUCCUCUGCGCGGCCGUGGUCGGCAAUGCCUGCGUGCUCCUGGCGCUGCUCAGCACCAAGAAGAAGACGUCGCGGAUGCACCUUUUUAUCAUGCACCUGAGCAUCGCCGACCUGGUAGUGGCCUUCUUCCAGGUGCUGCCCCAGCUCAUCUGGGAGGUGACCUUCCGCUUCAAUGGCUCGGACAUACUGUGCCGCACCGUCAAGUACCUGCAGAUCCUCGGCAUGUUCGCCUCCACCUACAUGCUCAUCAUGAUGGCCAUGGACCGCUACAUCGCCAUCUGCCACCCGCUGCGGACGAUCCAGCAGUCGUCGACGCAGUCCUACAUGAUGAUCCUCGUCAGCUGGCUCGUGAGCUUCCUCUUCAGCGUCCCGCAGGCGUACAUCUUUUCGCUGCGCGAGGUGCAGCAGGGCACGGGCGUCUACGACUGCUGGGCCGCCUUUGUCGAGCCGUGGGGGCUCAAGGCGUACGUCACGUGGACCGCCGUCGCCGUGUUCGUCGCGCCCGUCGCCGUGCUGCUCUGGUGCUACGGCAUGAUCACCGCCGAGAUCUGGAGGAACAUGCGGGCCAAGAUGGAGAGGCGCGGCGGGCGGGACGGCCGCCCGCCGCCGAAGGGGACGCCGGCGCGGUCGUCCGCGGCGGUGGCGCCGGCGGCGACCGCGACAGCGUCGCGGGUCAGCUCGGUGAGGAACAUCUCCAAGGCGAAGAUCCGCACCACCAAGAUGACCUUCGUCAUCAUCGUGGUGUACGUCUUCUGCUGGACGCCGUUUUUCCUCGUCCAGAUGUGGUCCGUGUGGGACGGGUCUGCUCCCUUUGAAGGGUCGGCGUUCACCAUCGUGAUGCUGUUGGCCAGCCUCAACAGCUGCACCAACCCCUGGAUCUACAUGUUCUUCAGCGGGCAUCUCAUUUACGACUUCGCGCACUGCAUCCCGUGCUGUGCGGGCGCGCUCCGUCGCCUGGAAACGACGGGCGCCGGCCACAACGCCACCGACCGGCUCAGCGCCACUCCGCAGAGGCACCGCAGCGUCACCCUGAGCUCCUGCAGCCAGAAGUAGGAUGCGGGGU